This is a messenger RNA of Oryzias melastigma (Indian medaka), 10468 nucleotides long. It is a transcript of the gene stard9, whose product is annotated as StAR-related lipid transfer (START) domain containing 9. Gene Ontology annotation, molecular function: microtubule binding; lipid binding; ATP binding. NCBI's taxonomy places the organism in Eukaryota, Metazoa, Chordata, Actinopteri, Beloniformes, Adrianichthyidae. Gene Ontology annotation, biological process: microtubule-based movement. The record is from RefSeq and is a predicted model, not a curated record. The transcript is spliced from 32 exons. The coding region runs from base 282 to 9155 and encodes 2957 amino acids.
AGAAUGAGCAGUCCUGUCAUAGGACGGAGGCUCACGGGGAGGGCUGUGCCGCCCUGUCCGCCCUCCCCUCCCGCCGCUGUCUGUCCUGCAGGAAGCUUUCUCCUCUUUGUGGAGGAGCGGAGAGCCGGCGGGCGGUUGGAACUUUCACUGACCGAGCAUGGCUCUCUCUGCCUGGAUGUCCGGACCGGUUUAGGCGUGCUUCGAGUCGAGCGGUAGCACCCGCUAUGUUCGGCGGGGAAAGGCUUCUUUACCCUCGGAUUACUUCAACUGGCGAGUGAGUCAUGGCAAAUGUCAAAGUUGCAGUUCGGGUUCGACCGCUCAACUCAAAGGAGAGCCUUGAUGGUGGGAGGCUUGCAGUUCAGGUAGAUGAUAAGUUUGUGAAGAUCCGAAACCUAAAGUUGGAUGGACGGACGGAGGGAGCGGUCGAUUCCAGGGAGAAACUUUUGGAGUUUUGCUUUGACUACUGCUACUGGUCGGUGGACCCUGCUGAGCCUCAAUACGCCUCGCAGGAGGAGGUGUUUCAGGACCUGGGAGUGUCCGUUCUCUCCGGAGCGUCAGAGGGCUACAAUGUCUGCUUGUUUGCUUACGGCCAAACAGGAUCAGGGAAGACUUACACAAUGAUGGGAACACCGGACUCCACAGGUUUAACUCCUCGUAUUUGCCAGGGUCUUUUUCAUGGUGAAGAGGCUUUUCUGGACUCACAAAACUCAAGCAGAGUGGAAAUCAGCUUCCUGGAGAUCUACAAUGAGCGCGUGCGAGACCUGCUGAGAGGAGGCGAGCAGAAAAACAGACCCUCGCUGAGAGUCCGAGAGCAUCCAGAAAAAGGACCUUACGUGCAAGAUCUGUCACAGCAUGUGGUCUCUGACUGCAAGCAGGCCAUGGAGCUUCUGGAGGAAGGCAUCGCCAACCGGAUCACGGCGGCCACUCACAACCACGAUGCCAGCAGCCGAUCCCAUGCCAUCUUUACCAUCCAGUACACACAGGCAAUUCUAGAAAACAACCUUCCUUCAGAGACCGUCAGCAAGAUCAACCUGGUGGACUUAGCUGGAAGUGAGCGAGCAGAUCCCAACUACAGCAGAGACAGACUGACAGAGGGCUCCAACAUCAACAAGUCGCUCGUCACGCUGGGGAUUGUCAUUUCUGCGCUUGCCCAGAACUCCCAGAUGUCAAGCAGCUGUCAGAGCAUCAACAGUGUGGCCUCUGAGGGUGACGGCAGUAUGGUGGGGAGCCACAGCAGCUCCCUGUCAGGAGGAGGAGGAGGUGGGAGGAGGCACUGCUUCAUUCCCUACAGGGACUCGGUCCUGACCUGGCUGUUGAAGGACAGUCUGGGUGGAAACUCCAAGACCAUCAUGGUUGCUACGGUCUCACCUUCAGUGAACUGCUACAAUGAGACCCUCAGCACGCUGCGAUACGCCGCACAUGCCAGGAACAUUGUCAACAAGCCGCGGGUUAAUGAGGAUCCGAAUGUUCGACUGAUCAGGGAAUUGAGGGAAGAAAUCGACCGGCUGAAGAGCAUGCUGCUCAGCUUUGAAAUGCAGCGUAACCUCAGUCCGUCCCUGAGCGACGAGCGGGACGGGAGUCUUUCUGAAAUCGUUCUCCAGAAUGAACUGAAGGUGGAGCAGCUGACUAAAGACUGGUCGGAGAGCUGGAGAGACAAGAAGGAACUGCUGGAGCAGUACAGCGUGGACAUCAACAGAGACCGCGCCGGCUUCCUCAUCAGCUCCCUUCAGCCGCAUCUGGUCGCUCUGGGUGGAGACGUUCUCAGCACCAGAGUCGUCUUUUAUCACCUGAAGGAAGGAGUCACCUACAUUGGACAUCAGGACCAAAUCGAAGAACCACAACUAGUCCUGCAGGGCGGUGCCAGCUGUGAGAUUGAAAACCACGGGGGUGUGGUCACGCUCAGACCGCUGGCGGGCUGCGUCUGUCAGCUCAACGACAGAGAGGUCACCGAGCCCUGCAGACUGGCUCAAGGGUCCGUCAUUACCUUGGGAGGGGUGCAUAAGUUCCGCUUCAACCACCCGGCAGAGGCGGCGGUCCUGAGGGAGCGCAGGCGGGUCAGUGAAGGCGUUUGGCCCCUCAACCAGGAUGACAGAGAGUUGGAGCCUGAGCAGCAGGAGGUUGCCGGUUUGACUCUGACUGAGGAGGCGGCGGUGAGGCGGCGCGUGGAGGAGCAGAAACGCUUUGUGGAGAGUCUGAGGGAGGACAUCCAGGCUGAGCAGAGAUGGGCGGAAAGAGAGCUGGAGAGGGAUCAGGCCCACCUCAGGCAGCAGCACAGCGAGAUUCAGCAGUGGAUAGUUGAGGAGAAGCACCGUUUAUCAACGGCAGGGAAGAUAACCACCCAGGAGUCUGGAGUCCAGGCGGACCUCUUACCCGCUCCACUUCUGGAGAAACUCCGGACCCACGUGUUCACGGAUCAGGAAGCCGAGGAAAACCGGCCGCUGGUGACCAGAGCCAGGAAGAGGGCCGUUCAGGAUGAGCUGCUGAAACAUCAUGCCCUCUGCCGCGCCCAGAGCCGCAUCCAUCGGAAAAGGCUGCAGUAUCAGCUGAAGAAAAUAGCCAACAAGCAGCAUCUGCUAAAAGCUAAGAGAGAGUUACAGCAGCUGGAGAGAAAGCUUCCUCCAGGACCGGAUUUGGAAUCCCCCUCAAAGCUCGGAGAAGAGUCGCUGUCUUCUCGAAGACACUCGUUUUCAGCCGAUCUGUUGUCCCGCCUCUACCCGCAGAACACACCUAUCUUCAGACAUUUCCUAAAGAGGAACAAGUCCUCAGAACAGACUUCAAAUUGGUGUCCAGCUCCUGAUUCCAUCAGCAGUAGAAAGUGGAUCUCAGACGAGUGUCUCCCCCGAGAGAGAACCCAGAGUUGUUCCGGAUCUUUCUCGUCAGGCCGUCGCAGGCCCUGCUCUUCUGAGAACGUCCGACAAGCUCCCAAAGAUGAGCCUCAGUGUCCAAGAAAACCUCUGCUGCCGAACCAAGACUUGUUCCUUAAGACCCGCCUCAGACAGAACCCAGCUGUUGGACCUGCUGCACUGCAAGUCAACAAGGAAAACGAGCAAAGAUCCUCCACUCCCAGACCUGGUUCUGAGACUUCUUGUUUGGUGAAUUUAAAAAGUUCUGACCAUGUCGGGAACAUCCGGCUGGGAAGCGUCAGGAGACCGUUCUGUCCAUCUGUGGGGGAAAACACAGCUCUGUCUGCGGCUUUCAAAAGAUUCCCCACAUGUAUAAAAGGAGGACAAAUCCCGAAGCCUCUCGGGCGAUUUACAAACAAGCUUCACGGGAGACAAAGAAGCCUUAAAGAGGCCAAAGCGAGUCUGAAAGCCGCUGUCUCGUGUGACGAGCUGGAUCAGGAGUCUCUGUGUGAGAGCAUCAGACGGUGGCACAGCACAGGAGCUCUGACGAACCAAACGAGUGGGUGCAAACAAGAGGACAGAGAGUCGGACUGCGAGAGUCUCUUCUCCCUCGACUCUCUGUCUUCCGCUCAUGCCGCCGCGCUGGCCGAGCAGCUGAGGCAGGAGGAUUCCAACCUGAGUGAAACAGAGAGUGAAAUGUCCACAGAUUCACUGACCGUAGAGACCAGAGGGAAACGAGCAACUAACUGUGACCGAACUGUGGUUCCUACUUACUUUUUGGUAGAAGAUUCUGUGCUUUCAUCCAGAAUUACAGAAAGGGAGGAGUUCUGGAUGCAGCAACUGCUUCCUUCUCAGAAAAGACAAACUAUUACAGGAAAAAAUCCUCAGAGACCAUUCAAAGCAGAUUUCAGAGGCAAAGAUGUUGUGCACAAACUGACUGAAGACUUUAGGAACAUGCAGCCCAUUUCAACCAGCAGCUCAGAGGCUGGAAACUUACGAACAGCUCCAGAUUUAUUCAUGGGAGCAGCUGAGAUUUCCCAAACGGAAGUGAUUCCUUCAGGCAGCAGUGCAAGUCACAUGAAGAUCUCUGAGGUUGGAAGUAGACGACACAGUUCUUCAUCCAUCAGCACAAACGUAACAGUGCAAAAACAAGCUGCAUCAGACCCUCAGACUUUUAGGAAAAAAGAUGAGUUUUGUUUGAAACAAAAGUCAGAAACAGAUCUGAAUCUGAAGGUUCCAGGAGCUCCUGAAAGGUCCUCCUCUGCUUCUCCCUGUGUGGUGGAUUUCUCCUCAAGUUCAGAAAACCACAGCGAAGAAACCGAUAGGAGCCUAGAAACAUCCGAUUUUCAAGGAGAAAUGUUGUCAGACGCUGAACAUGAGCCAUUUCCCCUGGAAGAAACCAAAACCACCGAGCCGCCGGUCACACAGGGGAUGGAAGUUGUUAAACCGGCUUGUAAAAAUUCCAGGAAAAGGAACAAAGAGCAGCAAGAUGCCUUCAAGGGCAGCCGGAAAAUUCAAAAAAGGAGCAACAGCGGCGAGCUGGUCACUUUCUCUAACACUGGAGGCGUCAGCCUGAAAAAUAAACGCCAUGAUGACAGAAAUGACAGCUGUGACGCCAUGCGGGGGCGGUCGGACACCCAUGGAUCUCUGCACAACAUGGAUCCAGUAGAAGAAGGAGCCAAGGAUUUAGAUUCGGUUCCAGUUUCUGAUUCCAUGAUUGAAUCAAAGGAUUGUGUCUUUGGAGAUGAGCUUAAACACAGAAUUUCAGUGGGUGCAACCCAAGGAGAAUUUGGAACGGCAAAUGAAGCAAAAGGAAAAAGUCAAAUGAACAUCAGGAAACAUCAGGACAUUUUAAAGCAUCAGUGCAAGUCAGACUCUAUUUAUAGCGCUAUUGAUCUGAGGAUUUCUGAAAUAGUGAAGGAUCACAGGAGCCGGAUUCUGAGUCAUGAUUUUCCACACCAUGAGCUGGAAUUACCAGGAAAUAAACAGAAACCCGGUGAAGACGUAAAGCAAAAGAUCAGAAAUGCAGAUGUUACAGCUGAGGCAUCAAGGACGAUGACAGAAAACAAUUUUCAGUCGAUUGAGAUCCAGAAAGCUUGUAAGUUGCUCAGUUUGAGCACAGAAAAUGAUUCUUUUUUACCUAAAAAAUGUCAAGAUUUUCCAGAAAAUGCUCAUUCUCACAAGCCAAAAAUCACGCCUCCCUUCAUCGGGGUCCUAGGUCCUGGUCCUAACGCCGACUUCCUCCUACAGCUCUCAACUCCAAACUCGAGUCCACAACUUCACCAAAAACCUCCAUCAAGUCACAUAAACACCAACUCCACUGUUCCUGAGGAUACAGUUACAUCCAUGUGUGCUGGAACCGACUCUCAAACGGUUUAUGUAAAAACAUCUCCAGAAGAGAAGUUAUCAGCUGAUGUGGAAUUACAUCAACUCCAAGCGAAGAGAUGUCUCUGCAGUGGAAACAGUGCCACGGACCGAGGUUCCUGUGAGUCGUGUGUGGCCAAAUAUCAGAACCAGUCAGAUAAACACGGAGAAAACAAAACGCUUCUGCUUCCAAACAUUUCUGUUAGAGAAGUCAAACCUCCACAGGAAGAUAAAUCCACAGGGGAAAGUAGUUUUAGAGCUGCAGGAUCCAAAGAAGACAAGAGAAACUCUAAAAUAAAGUGGUUUAAAAAGAAAAAGUCUUGCCCGAAGGUUUGUUCUUCCUCUGAUUCCUCUUUGAAGUCCACAGAUGAGGAGGAUGAGAAAAGCUCUAAAGGCCUUCAUAGUCAACCGGAGUGUAAAUGGAUUAAUGUGGACACAAAGCAUCAAAGUAUCAGUGGAGAAAACUGCCCUCCAGCGUCAUCAAUCAAAUCUAAAGAGCUCGGCGGAAGAGGAAGGUGCUGUAAAAAUGAAGUUCAGUUCUCCGUUUCUCCUCCAAGAGCAUUGACAAAUGUGGGGAAAAAUGUUCCAAACCUGCUCAGAGUGAGGGAGUCUCAGGAUUCUCCCAUCCACUUCGCCUCCAGUGACAUCAACCCCUUCAUGCACCAGCGGCAAAACUGCAGCGCCAACCACCAUUGCUGCAAAAACCCAGCAUUCGGAAGCGCUGCCGAUCUCUCCUGUAAGUCUCCUCUCCUUAACGGCUCAGAAACACGGAUAACGAGGUGCUGCAGUGUGGAUAACGGCUUAAAUGGGCAGGAAUCUCCUUUUAAUUCCCACCUGAGCACCUACGCCACCAACAAAGGGCUCUCCAGCACUCUGAGCAGCGUGGAGGAUUACAGAGAGAAGGCUCGCUCGGGGUUUCCCGGGUCUGCUGUAAACAGCUCCUCAGGCCGCGGCGCUCCUCUCGACACCUCCUGUCAGGUGGACGAAAUCAUGUUCGUUUAUUCAUCCGAGCCCGAGUCCAAGGCCAUUCAAACGCCGGGGGGCCGCACGUGUGAGCACAGCACGCAAACUAACGUCUGUGACGGAAGCAGCAGCAGGAGAAAAGAUCGCCACAAAAGGAGCAGCACUGAUGGUCCGUCGUUCCACAAAAGCAAAGUUAAAGAAUCGCCCACGUGGGCCAGCAUGGAAAGCAUGUCGGCACACCUUUCGAAGCUGAUCGACAGCACCUCUGACCUGCUGGGAGACGUUCAGGGACUGAGGUCAGGCGAAGCCAGGAAAUCCUGCUCGAGUCGGAGCAACACUUCGUCCUUCAGCGAAGCUCCUGAUGGCUCCACGAGAGACGGGUCCACUCAGACGGAGGAAUCUCGAGAUUGUAAAGCUCACGAACGCAGAGGAAGGUUCGAAUCUCACGAAAUCAAUGUGACCGUUAAAGUCAUCGGUUCUGAAGUGAUCAGCGCUUCUCAGGACCAGAACGGACAAUCCAAAACUGGUACAGGCGAGAAGAUUCAAAGCAUGCCUGACCUGAGAUCUAGCGUCUCUGCAGCCGCUCAGACGGGCCCCAUCAGAUCCUCCUCUGGGAAUGAGGGAGCAGGUUGUCUCAGGCAUUCUAGGUCUGCUUCAUCUGGGGCUUCAAAGCACAGAACAUCUGCAGCUCCGGAAAGCAAGAAGAACACAGAAGAAAAACGUUUGCUAACAAACCAUCUGCGAGUGUUUUCAAAGAAACAGACGAUCUACACAGACCGCGCGUCUUCUCCUAUUCUCACCGUGGUGACGAGAACGGCCUCCGAUCUUCAAGGGAAGCAGCCAAAAUACAGGAACCUCAGAGCAGAGCUUCCCUUUCCCUCAGAUUCUUAUGACAGUCUGCAAUCCAAACAAGACUCUCUGGGUUUUGAUGAGUCAGAAACAGUGAGAUACCCGAGUCACAAAGACUUGGAGGAAUGUUCGUCAAAGUUUCUACCAUCAUUAGAUCCUUAUAUAGAUUAUAGGAAAAGUCAUGUGACUUAUAGAGACUCACAUCGAUCAAGCUUGAAGCAGGGAGUCAACCCAACGACGUCCUGCAUGAACAGUUUCCAGAAUCCGGUUUCUCCCACUUUGAGUUUGCAAAAGCAGGAAGCUUCCAACAUCACGGACAUGUGUUUUGAUCCCAGUCCUUUCAUUCCGAGUCACGCCGACGACACGGAAUCUCUGACGCCCAGUGAAUGCAACACAGAAGCCCUCGUAAACAUAGAACCCACCGUUCUGGACCGUCCGAGGCUUCCCGAGGACCUGCCCAUCCACAACAAGUUCACCAACUGGUCUGGCGUGCGUCUCCCGCCAAAACAAGCGACCAAUGACCACAGGGGGAGUUCGGAUUGGGUGGAGACGGUUAACGUGGAGGCCAGGAGGCGGAGCAACAGCAGAGAAACGGAGAUUAUGAAGCUGAGGCAGGAGCGAGAGCAGGUGAUGGCCAAGGUCAACCUCAGCAUGACCUCCACCCCUCUGACUGUGGAGCUGACCGAGGCCAAGCUGCAUUACGGGCUGGGAGAGACGGACGCUCUGCUGAAGAUGCUGUCCCCGAGGGCCAAACAUGAUCCGACACCACAGGCUCCCACCAAGCAGCAGCUGUACGACAGGCAUCGCCGGAGUAUUGAGGGUUUGAGGCAGCAGAGGGAGGAACGCCUCCAGACGUUUCGCAGAGCUCGCAGUUUGAGUCCCAGCAAACAUCAGGGCUCCUCUCCUGAAGCCGUUUCCCCGGCCGCCCGGCCAAAUCCACGCACUGACAGCGGCAGGUUAUCUGAUCCUUCCAAGCCAGAGGGACAGUAUCCAACAGACAUCGAACUUCUGUUGCGGGAAUAUGGUCGAGCUCGAGAAGAAGCCAGGACGGAGAUCGCAAGAGCUCGAGAACGGCUGAAGGAGAGGACGGAGAUGGAGAAGAGGAGGAUCCAGCAGAGAGCUUCUUCCAAGGAAAUGAAGGACGACUUCAGGCAUCGAACCAGAAUCAGCAGCAGCACUUUGUGCACAGGAUCCAGUCUGAGUCUGUCGUCUGGACCAACGUCGGGGUACCACAGCGGCAACGCCGGGCAGCCGCAACCCUGCAGGACGGCAGCGCCACCAGGACAGAUCACAGGGAUUGAGGAUGAAGAGCUGAUGAAGACUCGGCCUUCGGUUUGCGGCCCUCAGAGUGUGAAGACGCGGCGAUCCUGGCUGUCAUCUCAGGAUCUUCAGCCGUCUGUCGACGACUUUGAACCUCUCAUGACAUCGUCUCCCUCACCGCCACCCAUCAACACUCAAAGCUCCUCCCACAACCUUUUCACAGCCUAUCAGGACAUCACCUGUCAGCUGCUGAGUCAGGCUCUCACUGAGGUCCGACUAGCUUCUUCAGGGGAUUUAAGUAACCUGGUGAUGGGCAAAGCAGCAGGAGGUUGGAGGUACCAGGGAGAGGAGAGGGCAGUUCAGGCGUUCUACAAGCCCUCCUUCAGCCCAUCUGUCCACAGUUUUCUGGGGGCGGGAGACCUGGACCGAACUCUGGACAGUCUGUGGAGCGUCAUCUGCCAGAUGUCUAAGAGCCAAUUGUAUAAUCCGUCCGUCCGUUCUGUUUGGACUCGACCACUAGAUGACAGCACUCAGCUGGUUUACAUCUUAACAGAUCCGUCCGCCUGUCACCUCAGCCAACCUCGGGACUUCUGCUGCGUCAGCACCGAGUCCAAACAGGGUGGCCUCUGCGUUCUGGCGAUGCGGUCUGUGUUUGACGAGUCUCUGCCUCGUCCCAGCGUCGACGCCAUUCGGGGGGAGAUGAUGCCCAGCUGCUGGCUUCUGCAGCCAGUUAGACGCAAUGGAAAGGAAGCGACCAGAGUCAUUUACCUGCUACAGCUGGACCUGGGAUCGCCGUCGUUUCCUCGCCGGCUGCUGAGCUCUGUUGCCAGGAGACAGGCGGCUGUCAUCGCCGAUCUGGAUGUUUUCCUCUCUUAGUAAACUAGCUGCACAUCAGCAGUCGACACUUAGACUCCAACAUGGAGGGAGUUUGUUUUUAUCGAAUAUGCACCUAAAAUUUACAUACUUGAGUAUCUAAGGGCACUGUCAAGCUUUUUUAUAUAUGAAGCUAUUUUUAUAACGUAAAAUUUUGACAUAUAUUUGAAUGUAUUUAGUGCUAUGUUUUACCAAAGUUUCCAUUUAAUCUUUUAAACUGUCGAGCAAUACUUGCAAAUUCCUGUUAAUAGUCACUUAUACACAAACACAUUCCACGUUUGCACAAAUUCAAACUUUUAACUGUUAUUCUCAUACAACAUAUCUAACGUAUUUUAAAAAAUCCUGCAGCUUUUUUCUUAAAAUAUAAAUGAAAAAGCAGGUAAGCUAAGUGUCCAGGUGAGAUGAGCACCCUAAAGCCUCUCUGAGAUAAUGCGUCUUCAUCCCAGCAAACCUCAGCUCUGCAGAAAAUCCAAAAUCCGUUUGGCAGCCGAACCUGAAGGUACAAAGAAACACAGCAGGGAAAGUUCUGCUGCCAGAUGAUCGUGAUCCCAGAGCGCGCUGGUCCAUGCUGGAAUCUGGACGCUUUCAUCUUUGUUUAUUAAUAUUUAUGUUUGUUCUUACUGUUCAAAAAGCUGUUGAGGUUUGGUUUUCUAACAAAGCUGUUAAACUUUUUAUGUUUUUGUUAAUAUUACAGAUGAAACAAGUGAUGUUUCAUUGUUUUUAGUGUUUAAGCUCUUAAAAAAAUGAGUCACAUGUUUUUCCAUAUAAAGCCAUAAAACUGAAACGUGUUGAAGCUCCAAACUGAAUCUGUGAUCUGGACUGAACCAAAGACAAACGGGUGCAAUACGGACAUUCAGCUAAAUAUUUUUAUUUAUAUUAUUAUUAUGAAUGUGUAUAUUUGUAAAAAGUCAUAUUUAUGUUUUUAAGUAUAUAAAUGUUGAACUUUUUUGUUGUUGGCUUGUGGGUUCAUUUUGUGAUUUUAAAAAAGGGAUUUUUUUUACCAAAUAAAAAGUAAAAUUGGUUUCAUUAUUGAUUUGUUCAUGUAUUUUGUUCCACUUUUGUCUGCAUGAUCUAAAGAUUUGCAGUCAGGUUAAUGUUUGAUCAUAAAUGGAGUUUAGACCACAGUUCAUUGCUUUCUCCACAAAAUUUUUCAAAAUAAAAUAGAAGUUCAAACUUUAUAAAGUUUUUUGAGACCAGCCAUGGCUGAAAUUGAACAUUUUUGUUCCUCCUUAUUUAAGCGUUUUAUUUAAGUGGAAAAAAAAAAUACUUAUUUGUUUUUCUGAUAGAGGAUCUCUAGAAGUAAGAAAAAAACCCCU